Molecule: messenger RNA, 572 nt
Organism: Macadamia integrifolia
Lineage: Eukaryota; Viridiplantae; Streptophyta; Magnoliopsida; Proteales; Proteaceae
Product: putative glycerol-3-phosphate transporter 5
Exons: 2
Coding region: 132-569 (145 amino acids)
Biological process (GO): phosphate ion homeostasis
Source: RefSeq, a predicted model, not a curated record
UUGAGAAUGUGUGUGGCAUGGGAAAUGCCUAUUUGACAAUGGGUGGUUGACCGUUAUUUCAACGAUGGCGGCAGGUCCGAGUCCGGAAGCUUUUAUCUUUCGUCUUCGUUUAACUGAGAAUCAAAUUGAAAAUGGAAGCUAAUCCCCGAACUCUAGCUCCUGGUUUCAAUCUUCUCUCUGUAACCAAAAUCUCUCAGAGAAGCAUAGUUUUCUAUCAGACUCAAGUCCUUCUCAUUACUUUCUUCGCUUACGCAGCGUUCCAUGCCUCUCGAAAGCCUCCAAGCAUCGUUAAGAGCGUGUUAGGUCCCGAGGUUCAAUUGGCCGACACUGAAAUAGAUAGGAAUUCCAGCUCAAUUGAUACAGGAUGGGCUCCGUUCGAUGGAAGACGUGGACCUCACAGGUUGGGAGAGCUCGAUCUCGCUUUCCUCUCUGCUUAUUCGAUUGAUCGUCAGUGGAUUGUUUCAGUCGACAGGUUGGCCUUGCGUUGUCUCUGUUUUGGGGAACUGGUUCGGGAAAUCGAAGAGAGGAUUGAUAAUGGGGAUCUGGAGUUCGCAUGCUUCUAUUGGUAAUGU